Akanthomyces muscarius is the source of this 219-nucleotide messenger RNA. RefSeq lists its product as uncharacterized. The record is from RefSeq and is a predicted model, not a curated record. The transcript is spliced from 3 exons. NCBI's taxonomy places the organism in Eukaryota, Fungi, Ascomycota, Sordariomycetes, Hypocreales, Cordycipitaceae. Bases 1 to 219 code for a protein of 72 amino acids.
AUGUUAAGAAAAGGGAAGAGACUUUAUAUGUUCUGCCAGGCUGGCUGUACACCAAAAAAAUGGCGGCGCAGUGUCUCUAGACACCAAAGAUGGGGCCUGGCUUGCAAAGGCAGGCGCUCGCUUGAUCCCAGCCACAAGAUGAGCAAUGGACGUAUCUGUAGUCAUAACUAUGCGCUAGCAAUUGGUGACCGUGAAGAUCCGAAGUCCAGGUUCAAAUAA